Nestor notabilis (Kea) is the source of this 839-nucleotide messenger RNA. It is a transcript of the gene LAPTM5, whose product is annotated as lysosomal protein transmembrane 5. Lineage: Eukaryota; Metazoa; Chordata; Aves; Psittaciformes; Psittacidae. Gene Ontology annotation, cellular component: lysosomal membrane. The record is from RefSeq and is a predicted model, not a curated record. The transcript has 8 exons. Bases 63 to 839 code for a protein of 258 amino acids.
UCUUGGGGCGGUUGCUGCAAUUUCGACCUCCUUAACUCACAGCUGUGCAGAGGGAGCAGAAAAUGACUGGCCAAACGACCACUGAGCCCCCCAGAUGUUGCUUCUUCAACAUCAAGACAGCAACAGUCGCUCUAGGGAUCUUCCACAUGGUUAUGAGCAUUUUGCUGCUGAUUGAGUACUCCCUGGAGGUGGCAAGUGGGAAAGGCUUUUGUAAAGACCUGGACAAGGAUUACUACAGAAUUGCUGAUGUUGUCACCAGUUUCCUGUUGAUCAUCAUGCUGUUCAUCAUCAGCUUCAACCUCCUCCUUGGUGUGGUGAAGAAGAGGGAACGUCUCCUGAUCCCAUUCCUUGCUCUACAAGUCAUGGACUUUCUCCUCAGCCUCCUAACAAUGUUCAGUUCCUACAUUCAAGUCCCUGAGAUAAUUUCUGUGUCCUCCCUUCGCCACACGCGGGGAAGCUCGAAGAUCCCUUUCCUGGCUCUGCAGCUGCUGGACUUCUGCCUGAGUAUUCUCACUCUCUGCAGCUCUUACAUGGAGGUCCCCACCUAUCUCAGCCUCAAGCCUUCACACAAUGGGGGCUUAUUGCCAACCGUGGAGAAGUUACCAACAGAGGAAUAUGCCAAAGUGAUGGUCACCUUCACCAUUGCGUUCAUUGCUGUCCUCUUCCUGAAGGCCUAUAUGUUCAAGUGUGUCCUGAGCUGCUUUAAGUACAUUAAAGCCAGCAAGAGAAAGGAGGUGAAAGUUGACCCACAAGUGGUUGAAAAGGCUGCACUGCCAUCAUAUGAGGAAGUCUUAGAGCUGCCUUCCAAGGAAUCCCCACCACCCUACGUGGCAAUCUAA